Messenger RNA from Myripristis murdjan (pinecone soldierfish), 7914 nucleotides. RefSeq names its product beta/gamma crystallin domain-containing protein 1-like. NCBI's taxonomy places the organism in Eukaryota, Metazoa, Chordata, Actinopteri, Holocentriformes, Holocentridae. The transcript is spliced from 22 exons. The coding region runs from base 410 to 7633 and encodes 2407 amino acids. The record is from RefSeq and is a predicted model, not a curated record.
GGUCUGAGCGUUGCAUAAUAAACCGACAUACCUGCUGUGUCACCGCUCUCAAAGCCUGUGGGUGUGUUACCUGGCCCGGGCAGAUUCCUCCCUGCAGCCUACCUGAGACUUCAUUAGCAACAGGAGGAAAAAAAAAACAUACUUGUCCAGAAACAGUGAUAAUGCAAUCUAACUGGCUUACUUUAGAUGUUGCCGCAGCUUUGGUUGAGAUAUUUAUCCGCCUAAGUCUGCACUAAAUAUUCAUUAGAGCGUUCAGGCUGCCCUGUCUGAUGAGGAGCGGGUUACCUCGGAGAGGCGGCGGCACCGACACAGACUCCACUCUCGUCGGGGCUUGCGCUACCGGUGUUUUUUUUUUUAUUAUUACCAAUUAUUCCCAGGACAAGUGGAGAGGCAGGAUAACACUGUUAUCAUGUCCCAGAGCCCAGAGGAGCAGCCAAGCACUGGGGUCUUGGGCCGAAUCGGGAGCUGGUUGUCUCCAUGGCGGGGAAAGAAUCCUAGGAGCCCUACCGAAAAUGCCUUCCUGGAUAGUGACCAGCCUGUGAGCCCUCAGGCAAAGGAACAACAGCGGGAGGUGGAGCAGGGCCAGAGCUCCAGCACCAAUCAGCUGAGUCUAUCCGGGGACAAUUUCUUCUGUGAAGAGGCGGACGCCACGCAGUCUGCCCACAGAGGCGGCCCCCUUGCAGCCAGCAGUGAGCCAGGAGAAGGAGGUCCAACAGAGGAGGAGUUUGCGGGGUGUGGAAAGAAGACAGCAGGGCAGGGCAGGGAGAGGGAGGAGAGCAGCAACGGUACUUCAGCAAGCGGGAAUCCAGCCUCAGAAAAGAAUGCCAGUCAUCUGACACAUCUUUCUUCCUCUUCUGGCCAAGGAGUGGCAUGGGACUCUGACCAGGCUCACACCCAGCCCCAGGAUAAGAAACCAGCUCAGGCCCAGACAGGCAGGAAACUCCAAGUGUACCUGGAGGAGACCAGCGUGACUCAAAGGGGGCGCGACACCUGCGCUCAACAGGAAGUGGUCAGGAUAAAGAAAAGCCUCCAGCUCAUUUCCAAGGCAGAGUUAUCAAAGGGUGUUGAUUCAGCAAAGAGCUCCGGUUCAGCAGGACCAGAGAAUAAAAGGACAGUAUUGAAACCCACUGUUGAGGCACAUAGUCAUUACAGUGCCCUGGUGGGAGUGUCACUAAAAUCACGCAAAGAUAUACUGUCAGAGCCUGAGCCUGUAACAGAGGGAACAGACAGCAUGGGGCGUAAGAACACACCCAGGCGGAAAUUCAGAAAGAACCCUCCAGGAGAGGGAGGGACAAGCUCCCAGGAGAACAUGCCCUCCCAAGCCCAACCACUCCCUGAGGGCUCUCCUACAUCGGAUAACCCACUCCCAGGUCAUCAGGCCAAAAGUGCAGCAACUAACCUAAGAGAAGCAUCCGUAAACUCCUCCUCCAAACACAAUCCCGCCUCUGAGGCCUUACCUGAAGGAGGGCAGAGCAAGUUGGCCUCCCCCGCUACUGGAAAGCUGCCAGACAAUUCACAGGUUAACACUUCUCCAUGUGUGGCCGAUGGGAACGCAGACAUGGAUGAUGAUGACAGCCUCUACAAGGUGGUGAGGAAAACAGAGACUCCUGAGUCCAAACGAAGGAGUAUGAAAGUGUCUCGCAGCGAGGUGAAGAUUUUUCCAAAGAAAGUGCUGGUGAACGCUGAGCCGAGCACAGAGGGAGACAACCAGGAUCUUGAGUCAAGAUUAAAGAAUGCCACAGAUGAAGCCAAGGAUAAGCCCAAACCAGAAAUGAAUGCAAGACUGCAGGACCUGAAGAAAGUGGAUGACGAGUCUAAGCCAGUCGUUGGCCGGAUUGCGGAUAAAAUCAACCUCUUCGAGAGUCAAGCAGGGGGGCCGAGCAAGAGGACUUUCCAGAUCCCAAGGAGUGCAGAUGCCUCCCCAGUCAGAAAAAUCACUGACAGGCUGAAAGCGGACAUCAGCAGAGACUGCGGGUUUUCAGAUCAAAGGUCAAAAUCAGCGGAUCGUUACGGCACUGCCAGGUCUAGCUCUGCAUCACCUGUCAGGGAGAAACUGAAGACGGUCAAGGAGCGAGCCAGGAACUUUGCAGAGGAAUGUAAAACAGAGGACAAAAGAGCAAUGCCUCAACAGUCUGCCAUGACAGGAAUGUCCCAGAAACCUUCUCAUGCUACAACGGCACCUGUCUCAAAGUCACCAGAACUGGACAUUCAGGGUAAACUGGAUACUAAAGAGAAGACGCAGAACACAGUACUAUCUGAGAUAAAAUCGAAAACAGAUGGCCAAGAUACCACCGCGGUCGGGGUGAAUGUUUCUGCUCCUAAACAGCACACAGACUCCAAAACAAGAGACAAAGAGGUCUUGAAAACAGCGGAUCUACCCAUGAAAUCUAACAAUGUUGAAUCAGAUGUUCCAGCUGAAGUGCCUGGUGACUCAGACAAACUUAACAAUGAUAUUAGUACACAGGCCAAAGGUCCUGGCAGGACAGGCUCCAGAUCUAAGAGAAGGAAAAGUAAAGACCCAACCAGUCCCAUCAGCCCAAAUAGUGAAAAUAAACCAGGCCUGCCUGGAAGUAAGCAGGAGGUCACUGCCAACAAACAGGAAAAGGUAGUUGGCACUGAGGAGUCAGCAUCUCCCUCCAAACAGCUCAUUGAGACGGUUAAAUUACAAUCUGAUAAACCUCAAGGAAGUAUGUCAGAAAAACAGUUACUCAGUGAUACCAGGCAAAAAGCACUUAGAAAGGAUUUAGAGGUAUCAGAAAAACAGGGCAAACAGUUAGAGUCUUCAUGUAAAAAAGACAGCACUGAGAAGCCGGUCAAGGAAAAGGGUAGAUUGUCUAAACCAUCUGUCAGCAAAUGUGAUGAACCUGAUACUGCUGUUUGCAGCAGUGGGACAAAGAAGCCUGUUGACAAGGAUCCUGUUGUUUUACCCCAAAAGGAGGAGAGAGCUGGGGGGGACAGCUUCUCAUUUGCCGAAAAGAAGGAAAAUGCCUCCAAAGACAGCAGCAAACCAUCAGCCUCCUCCCCCUUACCUCUUUCAGAACAGCCUCUUAUUGAGAAGACGCUUCCUGUGGAGCAACAGGCACCUGUUGCAUAUCCCAAUUUGGAUAAACAGCAAGAGCAAAAGCAGCCUGAAACAAAAACUAAAGAAAAGGCAAAACAGCUUAACAAACAAGAUCAUGGACGGGCAGCACAACCAAUAAACAAAGACGCUGAAGCAGCACAUCAAACUGAGAAUAAAGAUCUAGACAGGCCAGUGCAAUCAGAAAAGAGAGACGCUGAAAAAACUCCAACAGUGGAAAACAAAGACAAAGAAAAAGCACCACAAGGCAAGCCCUUGGAUAAAAAUACCACAAAGUUAACGGCAUCAGAGAGUAGACAGGACAUCCCAGAGACAAAGGGAAGCGAGGCAAAGGCUGAGAAAAAAGAGGAAAAAAAGCCUGUUAAAGACAUAGUAAAGUCAGAGUCCAAACAACCAGAACCAGUCAGUCAGCCCUCAGGAAAGACUGAUGGAUCUUUAGACGUCCCUGCUCAGACACAGCCUGUAAGUCAGACAGUCACCACACAUCCAGAUAAAGCUGCUGUUUGUUUAGACACACAGGCUAAUAAAGCUGUAAGUGAGACCAACAGUGAUAAAGGGCUUGUCAAGCCACCCAAGGGUGAGACAUCGACACAUGUGCCUGUGUUGCAAACAAAAUCUAUGGAAAGCCCUGCUGGAAUAGAAACACGGGCCACGGUAACUACAGCACAGCCACAGACUAUUUCUGUAUCUGUGGAAAAAACAGAGAGGUCUGCUGAUGACUCACACACACAUGGAGCUAAUGUUGUUGCACAAGAGUUCUCCAAUUCAAAACCUGCCACUAUAGCAGCGACAGUAGCUGAGGAUAUGAGCGUUAAUGCGGUGAAAGAGACUCCUGCACUGAUAAAUGUAGGUCCCGCACAUACUGACAAAACAGAUGAAAAACAAACAUCUGUUAAGCAGCCCACUCCUACUUCUGUCCUUAAAUCUGCGAACGGUGAGGGAGCAGGCCGAGAUGCUGCGAAUAAAAAUUCAACUGUCAAAUCCUCAAGCUCAGAGGUUAAAAGCUUAAUGGCACUAACCCCGAGCCAACCUCAGUGUGAAGAGUCAAAAAUGACACAGACAAUAAAAGACUCAUCGGCUGAUUCUGCCUCUCCCACCACAGUAAACGUGGAAGAAAGGACAGCUGAUAAAACACUACGUUUGCCGGUGAAAGAACCUUCACCCGUUGUCAAUGGUGAUAUCUACUCAACGCCACAACCCAGUGCAGUCAAUAAUAAACCAGGGUGUUCAGCUCAAGCUACAAAAGCAACCACUUCAAAGGUGAUCACUAAACUGAGCUCAGACUCUCUCCAGCGUUCAUCCCUGAAUAAGUUUCCUUUGCCGCAGGGACUAAGUGGAGGCGAUUCCCCCUCCAGUUGGCUGGAUGUGGACUUUCCCAAACAGAAGCUCAAAGUCUCAGAGCCCAAACUAAGCUAUUCUGGAAGUGAGAGCAACCUUCUGGACACGUCUGCUGACCUGGAUGAUGAUGAUUUCAUUGAGAGAAUCAAGAACCUUUGCGUUCCCUUCUCCCUCCCUCCUCGUAAACACAACCACCUUCGGCCACCCCAGCCCCCAUUUGCCAUGCCUGCUAUCAGGGAAGACCGCUUUGAGAAGACUUUUGACCCUGAUGAGUUCCAGUUUGGCUUGAGGAAGAAGACUCAGUUCACCUUAGACACAGGGCCCGCCCUGUUAGCCAAGCUCCAAAGCACAGAGACUAAAGCCGGCAUGAAGCCUGCCAGGGCCAGUUUGGCCGACAGGAGCAUGCUACUCAACAGCCUCGAUACUCGCUCUCGGUUCAGAGAAAAAAACACAGACAAGGAUGAGGAGAAGGAGGAGGCAGAGGAGAAAAAAGACGACCAGAUCAGGGUGAAGUCUCGUUUGGAGGGGAGCUGUGUCCUCAGCAGCCUCAGCAACUCCAGCUUCAAGGCAAAGAGGAAUGGAGUUCAGGCCCAGGCAGAGAGCACCAACUCUGGGGAUGUGUCAUCUAGCGAAGGCCCCCAGCCUAGCCCUCCACCAGGAUCCCAACCCCCUCUGCCAAGCCCCACUCUCACAGCUCCACUCAGCGAUACACUGGCCAAGCAGAGUCCUGUCCUGAGCGACAGAGCUGGAGCCCAGGCUGUGGAGGCUGUGGUCAGUGACUCAGGCCCUCCACUUCCCUCCUUUAACGACAUCAAGCUGCCUGACUAUUUAGAGAAGUACCUCCCCCGGGAAGCAGGAAAACCAGAGCAGAGCACAGAGGGACGCGAGCAACUCCACACAGAGGUUGUUGGAAGGAUGACAAAACCAGUGCCUGAAGGCGGAGCGGACCUGGAUGUGAAGCCAGGUCUCCUGCUUCCUGAUGGCGCAUCUCCACGUUUUCCUGCUGGGGUUCCUCCAAACACACACCCCGCACACACAGAGCUCCACCAGCCUCUGGCUCGCCCACAGGGGUUGUAUAGUAACAGUAUAAGAGCAACCAAAGGAUUUCACAGGCGCCCUGGAAAGAUGGUGCUGUUUGAGAAUGCUCAGUUCAGUGGCCAAGCAUAUGAGAUCUACAGGGAUGUGGCAGAUGCUACCGCUCUCCAGCUCUCUCCUCUCAUAUCUGUGAAGGUUGUCAGAGGAUGCUGGGUGCUUUAUGAGAGGCCUGGCUUCCAGGGCCGCUCCAUCGCCCUGGAGGAGGGGUGUAUUGAACUGACAAACGUGUGGGCAGAGCCGGGGCCGGAGACGCAGCCACACAACGGCUCACCGAUGUCGAUUGGAUCUAUUCGACUUGCUGUCUGGGACUACAGCCUCCCCCAUAUUGACCUGUUUACCGAGCCGGAGGGCCACGGCAGGAUGACACCAUACCAUGACGACGCGAUAGAGAUCGGCUCGUUUGGCAUCCUGCAGAACACGGCCUCCAUUAAAGUCCACUCUGGGGUGUGGCUGGUGUUCAGCGAUCCAGGCUUCCAGGGCAUGCUGGCCGUCCUGGAGAAAGGAGAGUACCCUUUCCCUGAGGCCUGGGGCUUCCCCUCGCCCUUCGUUGGGUCUCUUAGACCCUUAAAAAUGGGUGGCUUUAAAGUGGAGAAUCCUAAUGAAGUCAAAGCCGUGGUUUACGAGCAGCCUGGCUUCGAGGGUUCGAGCUUGGAAAUCGACAGCGAGGUUUUCAGCUUCGCCGAGGCCGAAGGAGAAGUUGCUGCAGAUGGAGCAGAUCUUGACUCCCAGAAGCUGAAGUCUGUGGGCUCUUUAAAGAUCAUCGGAGGGCUCUGGGUGGGCUACAGCGAGCCCGGCUUCGAGGGCCAGCAGCACGUCCUGGAGGAGGGAGAGUACCUGGACUGCACAGAGUGGGGAGCAGCCUCAGGACAGCUGCUUUCACUGCGACCCAUACCGGCUGAUUUCAUGUCUCCGCACCUCAAAAUGUUCAGCGACAGAGACUUCGGCGAGCUGGGAGUCAACAUUGACGUCUCAGUCCCUGUCGCCAACAUGGAGGAUACGGGCUACGGUUCGAGGACACAGUCUAUCGACGUCAUCGGCGGCGUAUGGGUUGUGUUUGAAGAGCCAGGCUUCUCCGGCGAGCCCUACGUCUUGGAGAAAGGCCUGUAUGGAAGCCCGGAGGACUGGGGUGCUCUGCGGCCCACAGUUGCCUCUGCAAUGCCCAUCGUACUGGAUGAUUUUCAGAUCCCCGCCAAGUUUAAGGUGCAGCUCUUCUCUGAUCCAGGUUUCCAUGGCUCUGUCCUUGUCCUAGAAGACAGCGCAGCCUCCCUGCAGCAGGGCUUCUCUGUGGCCUCCUGCAAGGUGCUGGCUGGCAGCUGGCUGGCAUUUGAGGGCCAGGACUUCACUGAUAAGAUGUACGUGUUAGAAGUGGGGAGCUACCCUGACCUGAGAGCAAUGGGCUGUGUGAACCCCAACGCCUCCAUCCUGUCUCUGCAGACUGUUGGCUUUGAGUUCUCGCUGCCAUCCAUCACCCUCUUUGAGCGGAGCGGUCUGCGUGGGAAGAGAGUGGUUCUGAUGGCCGGAUCAGUCAACCUUCAGCUGGCUGGAGGCUGCAGCCGCGUCCAGUCUGUGCUGGUGGAAGGGGGCAUGUGGGUGUUGUAUGAGGGAGUCAACUACCGCGGUGCUCAGAUUCUGCUGAAGCCUGGUGAGGUGGCCGACUGGCGCAAGUUCAGUGGCUGGAACAAAAUUGGAUCCCUCCGCCCUCUCAUGCAGAGGCAGGUGCACUUCCAUUUGCGAAACAGAGAGACGGGGCUCCUGAUGUCAGUGACGGGGGAUUUGGACGAUAUUAAACUGAUGCGCGUCCAGGAAACGGAGGAGACCGGUGGGCCUGAGCAGAUCUGGUUUUACCAGAACGGACAUCUCCACUGCAGGCUGCUGGAGGAGUGCUGCCUGAGCCCCAGUGGCAGUGUGAUCAUGGCAGGAAGUCGCAUGGGCCUCAACCCAGAGCCGGGUAACCAGCACCAGCUAUGGAGCAUCACCCCCGACGGCUUCAUCCGCUACACCGCCACGCCUGAUCUGCUCCUGGAGGUCAAAGGGGGCCACAACUACGACAAGAACCAAGUGAUUCUUAAUACUCUCGAUCCAAAGAAACUAACCCAAAGAUGGGAUGUGGAGAUUCUAUGAAGACCAGCGAGCUGCAGGACUGGAUCUCUAAAAUUGUACGAGGUUUCAAGGGCGAGGUGUAUGGUUUGAGUCCGCUGAACGUUUGCUGCUGGAGGACUAAGAAAUUUCCAAAGAGAAGGUCAACGUGCAAAAGCUUUAGAAAAAUCCGUAAGAAUGUACUGUUAGCCACUUGAGUAAAAAAAAUUAAAAAAAAAAAAUAAUAAGAGGACAUUUAUAUGAGUGGCCUAACUUGAAAUAAGUACUCAUAAUGUUUUUCACAUGAAAUAAUAUAAGGUUUAUAU